AUGGCCAAUGUCCAAAUCACAUCCCGCAAAGCCUAUCGUCGCACGGACGACUACACCCCCCGCAAACCGAGGGUCGAGCUCGUGACGGAACCGCUACCCCUUUCCCUCGCCGCCACAUCAGUCUUGAUCAAGGUCCACGCCGUGUCCCUCAACUACCGCGACGCCAAUAUCGCCAACGGCGGGAACCCUUGGCCGGUGACGCCGCAUGGAAUCCCAUGCAACGACGCCGCUGGGGAGAUUAUAGCGGUGGGCGAAGGCGUGAGAAAGUUCCGGGUCGGCGAUCGCGUGGCGCCCAUUAUCGACACGGAGAACCUCACGGGGCGAGAGUCGACGAGGUCGUGGUUGGCCGCCGACGAGGACGGCGUGCUGGCAGACUAUUUGGUGUUCAGCGAGGAGAAGCUCACAAAACUGCCAGAGCACCUGGAUUGGACAGAAGCCAGCCUCAUCCCGUGUGCGGGAGUCACUGCAUGGGCAGCCUUGAAGGAUAUCGGUGUGGGCAAAAGCGUCUUGAUCCAAGGCACCGGCGGCGUCGCGAUGAUUGCUCUCAAGCUAGCCCGAACGGCCGGGCUCAAAGUGAUCCUCAGCUCGUCGAGCGACGCCAAACUCGGGCGGAUCAAGGCCCAAUUCCCAACCCCACCGCUCCUCACAGUCAACUACGCCAAAACCCCCCAGUGGCACCAAGAGGUCCUGGAUCUCACCGGCGGGGAGGGCGUGGAUCUCGUGCUCGAGAUGGGAGGCACCCAGACCCUAGUAAAGAGCAUGAAGUGUACCCGGCGCGGCGGGACCGUCAGCCAGGUCGGCUACUUGAGCAAGCAGAGCCUCGACGAACUGGCAGAGUUCGUCCCCGUUCUCAUCGAUCGGAGGAUUAUCUUAAGGGGAAUCAAUGGCGGAUCGAAACUCGAGCAGGAAGAUCUCUGUGCCGCUAUAUCAGCCACCCAAAUGAGGUUCAAUGACAUUAUAGACAAGGUCUACGACUUUACCCAGGCUGAUGAAGCCAUCGAGGACAUCUGGCAGGGGAGACAGGUCGGCAAGCUUGUGAUUCAGAUACCUUGA
Fonsecaea nubica is the source of this 1053-nucleotide messenger RNA. RefSeq lists its product as hypothetical. The transcript has 3 exons. The coding region runs from base 1 to 1053 and encodes 350 amino acids. NCBI's taxonomy places the organism in Eukaryota, Fungi, Ascomycota, Eurotiomycetes, Chaetothyriales, Herpotrichiellaceae. Gene Ontology annotation, molecular function: oxidoreductase activity. The record is from RefSeq and is a predicted model, not a curated record.